GGAAAAAAGAAUCAUGACUUUCUCGUCCACGCCCGAGUACGCGAAGGGGCUGAAGACCCUCCGGGUGUCCACGGACGAAAAGACCGGGGUCGCCAAGGUGGAGCUGAACCGGCCGAAGAAGCUGAACGCGUAUGAAAUGCAAAUAUGUCUGGGUCUGGAAGAGGACAAGUUUGUCAUGCACAUUUUCCAUGAUGCGUGAUGUCUGUGAUGCAUGCCUCAGCCUCACACAUUUUUUAAGCGCUUAUCGAUGCGCAGCGCGCAUGACAAAUGCCCUGCUCUCCGGGUAGCCAAAUUUGACUCCCCUUGAUGCUCAUGCAAUACAGAUGUUUUGAGCAUCCAGAUGCAGCAUCACAAGUUGCACUCGCCCAGACCCAGACAUAUUUGCAAUGCAUAAGGCGAUGGACAUCACCAUGUUUCAGGAGCUGAAGGAAGUUUUUCCCAAGCUCUGCACCGACGGGACAGUGCUCGUCAUCAUCCUCACCGCGGGCGACUCGAAGGUCUUUUGCUCGGGCAUCGAUCUGGAGGUAUUGACGUCACUCCAGCCGACGCACAUCGAGGAUGUCGGGAGAAAGUCGCUUUUCAUGAUGAACGCGAUAAUUAUGCGAUCCGAAUUUCACUUGUUCUCGCAUCUCAAGCCGCCGGCGUAACGUAAGUCUCAUAUGCGACACGAUCGCGCGCAUUGCAUUUUGAACCACAAAAAGUUAUGAUAUUCAUCGCGUUGCAAAACGCGCGGGACGAGCAAUGAUCUUCCACUCAUGUACUCCAUGUGCAGCUGUGUGAUCCACGCAUGACAAAUCUCCCGGCGAGAAGUGGGUGCGGGAACAACUGGACUUGUUCUCUUUGAUACUAAAAGAGAUGCAGGAAUCUUGCCGCGCGAUCCAGCUCUGCACGAAGCCGGUCAUUGGAGUCGCAUAUCAAAGGAAAAAAAGUGUUGUUUAUUUCUGUAGGUUUGUGUGCGUCUUGCAGUAGAACCACUCUGAAAAGCAAUUAUCACUUGUGAAUGUGCCACUGACAAAAGCAUGGCGUGAUUGUGUUUAUGACGUAGUACUGGUUUGCAUGCACCUCGAGUUUCGUCUGUCUUUCGCAAGGACAAAUUUUUGAUCUUGUUGCCACCCAUGAUCAAAAAAAAACACACCAACCUAAUUUUUCUUCCUGGAUAUCGUAGCGAAGCUGUGUAUCGGAGCGGGACUGGAAAUGUUUUCCGCCUGCGAUAUUCGGUAUUGCACCACCGACUGUAUUAUGCAUUGCAUAUAGGUCUGGCUCUGGAAGAAUGCGAUAUUUGUCAUGGUAGUCUGGCAUGACACUGAGCUCUGUAUUGCGCGACCAGUAAUAGGUCCUCUUGUUUGUCAUGCAGGAACGUUUCUCAUGCGGAACACGCGAAUACACAAAGCCACGGAAAAAUCCGUCAUGCUUGGCGGUGCAUGUUGACAGUGUGCUUUCUAUUCACUCGCCUGCAUCACACGUUUGUUCCAGGCCCAAACAUAUUUUUUGCACUUGAUAUGUAUCCUCUCGGUCCGGGAGCCAAGGAUGGGGCUGGCGGCUGAUGUAGGUAAAUCUGUGUUGCGUGAUUACCUAAAGCUGUGAUGCGUGAUUACCUAAAGCUGUGUUGCUGUGAAGAUGCGUGAUUUUUCCUUAAAGUUAUCGAAUUCCAGCUCGUGCGAUCUCAAAAGCGAGUAAGAAGAACAAGGCCGUGGGUGGGAGGCCGCUAAGUGGGUCCAUCAAAGAUUUUCGAGGAGCGCCGCGCGCCCCUACGUUAUCGCGCGCCACACCUAGCUGGUGUGGGCGUGCGUCGCGAAGAUAAUCGCGCGGGCUGCCGCUAGGCGGCCGGGCUGCGCCCAGGCUUUGCAGGCUAGCGAAGCCUUGGCUGAGAGGCUGGCAGACUAGCACCCAGGCUUUGCAGGCUAGCGAAGCCUGGGUGCCAGGCUGGCAGGCUAGCAAAGCCUGGGCGCCAGGCUGGCAGGCUAGCAAAGCCUGGGCGCCAGGCUGGCAGGCUAGCAAAGCCGGGGUGCCAGGCUGGCAGGCUAGCAAAGCCGGGGUGCCAGGCUGGCAGGCUAGCAAAGCCUGGGUCCCAGCAGGCUGGCAGGCUAGCAAAGCCUGGGUGCCAGCAGGCUGGCAGGCUAGCAAAGCCGGGGUUGCCAGCAGGCUGGCAGGCUAGCAAAGCCUGGGUUGCCAGCAGGCUGGCAGGCUAGCAAAGCCUGGGUUGCCAGGCUGGUAGCCAGGCUUCCUGGGUUGCUGGCUGGCAACCUAGCAUCUCAGAUAGAGAAUCUCUAUCCCAGAUAGAGAUUCUCUAUCCCAGAUGGAGAAUCUCUAUUUGGGAUGGAGAGUCUCUAUUUCGGCUUCGCCACUGGUGGAGGAGCUGCUGAAAUAUAGUAAAACACAUGUGGGAAAACAGUAAGAAACAGAAAAAGAAGAAAAAAGAAAGAAAGAAGAAGAAAAAAACUAUACUCUUUAUCGAGAAUUUCUAUUUUCCUCAGAGAAUCUCUAUUUCAAAUAGAGAUUCUCUGAGAUUUUCUAUUUCGAGAGCCUUUCGCCAGCUCGUGCGAUCUCAAAAGCGAGUAAGAAGAACAAGGCCCCCACAGAACAAGGCCCAAGAAAUCAAUGCGGGCAACUUUUGCGCCGCGUCAAUGCAUACGAUUUUUGAUGUGUAGUGACUCCUGUUCUGGAAGAGGAAGUGGAACACGCAUGACAACAAUUUUCUUAGUAUUCCUCCCGACCCAGAUCUUCGACAUUUGCAAUGCAUAAAAUGCGGGCAAUGGUGAUUUCAAAAUCUCUGAAAUUCUUUCCCGAAAUUCCUUUUCCCUCCCGAGCCUUCCACUUCUCGUCUCUCAAUCCUGAGUAAAAACGUCCCUGCCCCAGACUUGUCAUGCAAAUUUGCAUGCUCGCGACGUGUUCUUAUGCGGCCUUCCGUGAAAGCGGGAGGCAUUUUCCAGCAGUGUUCGGGAGGGUCAAGAAUCUGCCAUGCGCUAAUCAGGAUCACUCAGCGGAUUUGUGACGCGUCUGGAGUACUUCGCUUCUAGAAGGCACGACUACACUGCAUACUUAUACCCAAAGAACUUGUCAUGCGUGAGUCCCAAAUAAAGCCCUGGAUUUCUUGUCUUCCAAAAUUGUGCUCGUCUUGACUAAGCCCGUUUUUACCGAGGAUACUCGCAGCCGGUGCAUCAGGAGCGCCCGUAUGCAUUGCAAAAGUAUCGCACUCGUAUAAAUGCAUAAAAUGCAUUACAAAUUUCCCCAGCAUGAAAAAUAAGAUUUGUGAUGCUGAUUUGCUUUGACAAGAUGAUUUGUAAUGCAUGAUUGCAAUACGAGUACGAUACUUUUGCACAGGAUAGCCCGGUUCCAGAGGCGAUCUGCCGCGCCCAGCUCCGUCGCCUCCCCGGUAUGAAUGCGUUUUAGCUCCGACAGGACCUAUCAAAUGCAAAUAUCCCUGGAUGCCUGGAAGAGUCGGGUUUUGUCAUGCACAUUUUGCAUGACCCGUGAGGUCUGUGGUGCAGGUCCUAGCAUAACAGAUUUUUUGAGGGCCUGCUCUUGAUGCUUAUCACGCAUGAGAAAUGUUGCCCUCUCCGCGUGCAAAGAACUGGACUCCUCUUGCUGCUCAUGCAAGAACACAGAUAUUUUUAGAUUCCGCAGAUAGCAUUACAAGUUCCAACAUCCUUCCAGACCUGGUAGACAUAUUUACACUUCUGCAUAGGACCGCGGCAGUGCUGAUUUCAAGCGGACGCUUCGGUCCGAAAACAAGGUGUCCCGGGAGCAUCUGAUCGACGAUCGGCUGGAAUAUCAAACGUAGGAAAUUCCUUAAAGUUAUCUCAAAAGCGAGUAAGAAGAACAAGGCCCCCACAGACACUUCUACAACGAACAACACAUCAGGUGCUCUUCAACGGAUGCCUCGGCUUUGCACAGGAAAUACGUCGCUCU
Amoebophrya sp. A120 is the source of this 3909-nucleotide messenger RNA. The record is from the annotation of a GenBank genome assembly. Lineage: Eukaryota; Dinophyceae; Syndiniales; Amoebophryaceae.